CGUUUUUCUCAAGCGGAUAAAGCGUCAUGUUUCAGUUAUCAGCCGGUGUAUUCACUUCCUGCAGUAGAUUAAGAUCUAGUUAAAUAUGGUCUUACAUACAUGCUGUUUUUAAUUUAAGCAUAUAUAUGAAUAUUAAGUUGAAAUGAAUUAUAAAAUGGAUUGAUUUGCAGAAUACUCAUCAUGUCAAGUGAAGGGCAUACGUUCAAUGACUCAGGAGAUGAAAACGUCGGUGAUAUUGAUUCCGAUGCAGAAAAUACAGAACCUCAGUCUAAAGCGAUGAAGAGGUUGGAUAAAUCAGAACAAGGCCUGGGCCAAAUAUCUUCGUCCAAAAAUGGAGCGGGAGAAAACGUUGAGAACGUCGGUGAUAAUGGUCCCGCAGUAGCAACUACAAAAACUCAGCCUAUAGAGAUAAAGUCGGAUAAGCAAGAAAACGACAGUGAACCAAAAUCAGCGUCCCAAGAUGGAGAAGACAAAAGGCACAGAGACAACCAGCCGGAAGGUGAUGUCACCAAAGAUGAGUUGUUCACGGAACAGUCGACUGAUCAAAAAAUCGCUCAGCUUUUAUCAACUAUUGAACUACUGAAAAAAGAAAACAUAGAUCUUAAACAAAGUGUAGAUGCAGCCGAGAAAAAGCUAUCCCAAGAAAUUGAGAUCAUUACAAAUGACAUGAAGAAAGUUAUUGACGAUAAAGUUGAAGCAGUAAGCAAAUCUGCAGAUGCUGAGGAUGUAAUUCGAAUGCAAAAGAUUGAUAUUGAGGAGAUGACUCGAACAAUUUCCUAUUUCGAGGAAAGCAUAAGACAGGCGAAACAACAACCAGGAAAGUUGGACAAGAAAAUUAAAGAGCAGAAGGAAAAUGAGAAAAAACAAAUUAAAGAACUGCACGAUUCACAAUCAAAAAUAAGGAGUCUCGAAUGUAGUAAAAAACAGUUACUGGACGAAGUAACUUCCUUAAAAACGAGCAACAAUGAUUUGGUUAAGACCAAUGACAGCUUAAGACAAAAACUUACCCGGAUAAAUGAUGAAAAAGAUGCAUUACGAAAAAGGCUAAAAAUAUCGGAAGAAGACAGAGUAGGCUUGACCCUCAGGUUAAGCAAAAUAGCCGGAGCUAACCUUGCUUUUCAAAACCCGAACAUAGCAGAUUUAGGUGACCCAAAUCGGCCAACCAAGCUUGCAGAGAUAUUCAGCGAGCUUUAUGACAACCAGUGGACAGAUGCAUUUGAACAAAUAGAUUUAGAGGAUGAUCAGGAAAGAAUUAAACGACUGUUUGAUAUAUUAAAGAAUCUCGAUGGGCAUUGCCUUGAUGUUUGUUGGGAUUAUGACGCUGCUGUGAAAGAUAGCCUAACAAAUCUUACUGUUACGAGUAAAAUCAAAGAACUAAAACCCGAACGAUCAAAAGAAGCUGAAAAUACCGGUUCACCAUCGCAAAACGGUGUCCAAAUACCAUCCGAAAAGGAUACCACUUUACCUUUGGAAGAAGAAUCAGAAGAAGAAAUGACUGGGAAUGUGGGUCUAUGCUACACAUAUAUGUGGCACAAGAAAGAGACUGAGGAUAUAGGAGGCAGAUGCAAAAUGAUAAAAUAUAAAAACGAUAUUGCUGUGAAAUGUAUAAGCCCUAAAUCAAUGACGGGAUCUGAGUGUACAGGACAUGUACCGGCAGAGGGAAACAAUGAGGAAAAAGCAGAAAAAGGAGCAGAAGAAAAUGAAGGAGGAGAAGAAGAAGAAGAAGACGAAGGCAAAGGGGACAAAACAGAAGAAAAAAUUGAAUCAGGUUCUUUUAAACAGGCUGCACCGGACGUUACAAAAGACAAACAGGAGUUGAAAGAUGAUACUGAUUGCAAGAAAGAAGCCAACAGUAAACUAGCUAAUAAAAAUGAUUACUCUGCAGAGUUUAAAUCAAACUUCAAUGCAAAGACGGAAGGAAACGAACGCAAUGGCGACAAAUCUCAACAUGAUGUAGAGCCCAAAAAAGAAAAACAGACAAAAGAGGAUGAACAUAAAGAAAACGUAAUAUACUUGAAGUUUGAUUUCGAUACACUGACCACCAGCCAUAAACAGACCAUAUCUGAAAUCCGAAGAAUCGUGCACGCACAGCUAAAAGAUGAAGUUGUCAAGGCAAUUUCUCAGGCUGUGCUGGAAGAAAUGGAGCUCCCUAGAAAGACAGGGGUCGUCUCCUACGUAGAGGAAUGUGCUAAAAUAUGUUGGCUAGCGCGUUUACAUGAUCCACCGGUACACAUUGAGUUUGAAGAGAUCGACAAUGACUCACCGUUCAACGCUGAAAUGUAUAAGGCAUAUACUAAGACAGGCAAACGGCUGGAUUACGUUGUUUGGCCUCCUGUUUUCCUACAUAAAAAUGGACCCAUGUUGAGCAAAGGUGUUGCACAAGGAAAGUAAUGCUAAGGUCGCUUUUAUUGUGCAUAUGUUAACUAUUUAUAUUGCUGGUCACUGGGCAGUUCUGUUAUUGUUACUUACACAUUGUAUAUGUGUACUACUUAGUGCAUGUGCAUUAUUCUUAUCGAAUUACUACUUUGUUUUAUUUAUUAAAUUAAGUGUUUAAAAAUGUUCAGCGGACUGACUAGUGUAUAAAUAUAAACCAAUAUUUUUCACAUGUGGAAUACAAAUUUCGUUCAUGCAAACAUUCCUCUUUGUUAUUCCAGUCUUAUAGAGGGUAAUUAUUAUAAAAAAACAAAUUCAAUUUAGCUCUUGGUCUAUUUAUAAAUACAAAAGAAGUACACUUCUAUUUGGAAACUGUAUGCAUUACAAACCGCAUGUUGUUAUGUUAUGUUAUUUUAUUGAGAGCGACUAAUAGUGGAUAAUGUAUGUAUAUGGUCUGAGUUAAAUACUCAUCCCUCAUCCCUCACUAAAUAGUAAUAUUUUCUAUCAAAAGAGAAAUAAUGGUAAACCUGUUAUGUGUUAAAAAUACAAUGUUCGAAAAAGAAUUUACACAUUUUUUCCCGGACAUUAUUGCAUUAAAUAUAUUUAUGACAUUAAAUAAAAAUAUUAAACAUAAUUAAAAGUAUGUGUUAAUGUUUGAGACUGGGACUCUAAACGUUAAUAAAUACGGGCCUGGAACGAUCUUACAGACUGUCUGUUUCUCGACUGAUAUUAAAUGCAUACAUCUUUUCUAACAAAAUCGGCAUGUGUCAUGAUAAAUAUAUUGUUGCACGCUGAUAAUGAACUUAGUAAUUGUUCCAUUACAUUGUUGUAAUGACUAUUGUUUUCAUGUUUUUAAGCACAAUAAAGCUCAAAACAUCCGUAGCCUGAGAACAGUACAUUUAAUGUGUUUUUCAAAUGAGCAAAUUGUUAGAAGAAAGACCACUGGUUGUAAGUGUGCAUCUUCUGCGCAAGGAGAACACCUUUAUUUGAUGUGAACUUAAACAUAUAUUCCAAGCAAAAUUGAGAUUUAAUAACUUUAUUAUUAUUAUCUUUACUGUUAACAUAUGUUUAUUAAUUAUCAAGCAAAUCAACAACAUAUUAUAUCUGUAACAUACUUUCACUUACCUUAAAUGUAUGUUUAACAUCAAAAAUAGCCUACUGAUUUCCGUACCAAAGUGUGUGUUGUGUUUUUGUUUUUUAUAAUGUUAAUAUAAACAUAAUAGUAUGCAUGUGUUUUUAUGUCUAACAUUCAUAUCACACAUGUUUGGUGAAUAUGUUUUAUUGUUAUAAUAUACAUAUUGUUGGAUAAUCAGAAUAUAUGCUAUUUAAUACAA
Mya arenaria is the source of this 3707-nucleotide messenger RNA. RefSeq lists its product as uncharacterized. The transcript has 21 exons. The coding region runs from base 181 to 2391 and encodes 736 amino acids. The record is from RefSeq and is a predicted model, not a curated record. NCBI's taxonomy places the organism in Eukaryota, Metazoa, Mollusca, Bivalvia, Myida, Myidae.